This is a messenger RNA of Malus domestica (apple), 1121 nucleotides long. The record is from RefSeq and is a predicted model, not a curated record. Lineage: Eukaryota; Viridiplantae; Streptophyta; Magnoliopsida; Rosales; Rosaceae.
ACGUAACGCAACGCAUAGAUGCUUUCAGAAUUGUGGUCACACCUUUUUAGCUCCCUGAACCAUCCUCUAGCUACGUAAGUAGUUGCAAACAGUUUCUGUGACUCACAGGAGAAGAAAGAAUGUCAGGCCCUCAGUGCUGCUCAAACCCUCCGACCCUCAACCCCUCCAGUGGCACCGGCCAUGUCGAAAAGCUUGGCGGUCUCGACUCCUAUGUCACUGGCUCCCCUGACUCCAAGCUCGCCGUCCUUCUCGUCUCUGACAUUUUUGGAUUUGAAGCUCCAAACUUGAGGAAGCUUGCUGACAAAGUUGCAGCUGCUGGGUUCUUCGUUGUUGUCCCCGACUUCUUGAACAAAGACCCUUAUGUGCCUGAAGAUGCCAAUAGACCUCUUCCUGUUUGGAUAAAAGAUCACGGACUGGACAAGGCAUUUGAAGAUGCAAAGCCAGUUCUUGAAGCUCUAAAAAGCAAAGGUGUUUCUGCAAUCGGUGCUGCUGGCUUCUGUUGGGGAGCCAAGGUUGUGGUUGAACUUGCAAAGCACGCCUUAAUCCAAGCUGCUGUUCUGUGUCAUCCUUCAUUUGUCACUGUGGAUGAUAUCAAAAAGGUUAAGGUUCCGAUUUCUAUACUUGGAGCUGAGAUUGAUCGGAUGUCCCCGCCUGAACUCGUGAAACAGUUUGAAGAGGUUUUAACUGUAAAUGAGGUUAAGAGCCAUGUGAAGAUAUUCCCGAAAGUGUCACACGGGUGGACGGUGAGGUACAAUGUUGAAGACAAAGCAGCUUGUAAAUCUGCCGAGGAGGCUCAUCAAGACUUGUUGGAUUGGUUCUUGAAGCAUGUCAAGGGAGUGACGUUGUCAGCGUAGUGGUUUUCCUUAUCUUAUCAGCUGCUCUCUAUUAGUAGUGAUUAAAUAAUGCCUCUGGGAGUUUUACGUACCAGUAUUUCUUUGUAAAGUUUUGUAGUUUGAACUGGACCGGCGUCCUCCAUGUAACCCGGAAGAACCUCCCACACCAUUUCGCUGUCAUAUACGUAUACUAGUUGGAGAUGCCCUAUGGUUUUAUGCCUCCCACCAAAAAUGAGAGUUUUGUAAGCGUCAUAAAUUUGUUUCCGAUACAUAACCAUUUCGGUUUUA